Messenger RNA from Zea mays, 1021 nucleotides. RefSeq lists its product as uncharacterized. The transcript is spliced from 10 exons. The record is from RefSeq and is a predicted model, not a curated record. Bases 17 to 1021 code for a protein of 334 amino acids. Lineage: Eukaryota; Viridiplantae; Streptophyta; Magnoliopsida; Poales; Poaceae.
UGAUCCAAAAUCUGCAAUGGCACUCCAAAGAUUAGUUCAAGCUGCUGUUUGGUUUCUAGGAGAAAAUGCUAAUUAUGCUGCAUCUGAGUAUGCCUGGGAGUCUGCAACACCACCCGGUACUGCAUUAAUGAUGCUAGAUGCUGAUAAAAUGGUUGCUGCUGCAAGUUCCCGUAAUCCUACACUUGCUAGCGCUCUGACAAGGCUUCAAAGGUGUGCAUUUAGUGGAAGCUGGGAGAUCCGCAUUGCUGCUGUACAAGCCCUAACUACCAUUGCAAUAAGGUCUGGUGAACCUUAUAGACUGCAGAUAUAUGAAUUUCUUCAUGCUUUGGCUCUUGGAGGUGUGCAGUCAAACUUUUCAGAAUUGCAGCUAAGUAAUGGGGAAAAUCAAGGUGCCAGUGGUACUGGUCUUGGAUCUUUAAUAAGCCCAAUGCUUAAGGUCCUAGAUGAAAUGUAUAGAGGCCAAGAUGACCCUGCCAGAGAUAUUCGCCAGCAUGAUAACAGCAAACAGGAAUGGAGUGAUGAGGAACUCAAGAAACUUUAUGAAACCCAUGAGAGGCUUCUUGAUUUUGUUUCCUUAUUCUGUUUUGUUCCAAGGGCUAAAUACUUGCCCCUUGGUCCUACUAGGGCCAUCAAUCCUCAUGCCUACACCAAUGAGACUGUGUUUGUUCAGGAGAGGGAUGAGGAAGCUCUCAAGUACCUCAAGGACAUCAAGUGGGUCAGAUUAAGACUGGAGCACCCUGCAGUUCAGACCGUCUUGCCAAAUACAACGAGGCAAGGUUUGGAAAAGGUUCUGUACGGACACAUGGUCAAAGUCUGCAAUGAUCAGUACAGUUUGACUAACAAAUAUACUGAUGGCUGGCUGUCUUCAGUGCUGGGAACUACAAUUCUCACGCUGGUGUACCCGGCUGCAUUUACAUGGUUCACUACCAGAUUCCCCUUCCAAGGCUCUGUGCAGCUGUUCAGCCAUUUCUCCCUUCGAUGUCGGUGUUUGCCACUGCUCUGUGUGUUGGAUCACCAUUGA